AUGGCGCCCGUUAAAUUCGGGCUCUUCAAAGCCCGAAGUCGGGACCAUCAGGAGCAACCAUCCACGGAGAACCUACUGCAGAGCAGCAACAGUAGUGACAAUGUUCCCGGCUCACCGAUACCAUCGACAAGUAAAGGAUUGCAGCAAAGCCUUUCGACUAUCAGCAUUUCGAUGCUUAACCUCGACAGUGAUGAGGACGAUAUAAAUUAUGAACUUUUUGAAAGUCAGACAUCAAUAGACGCAGCUUCCACGAGGAUGCUAAACGAUGAGUUCGACCAACUAGAGCACGACGAGCUGGAUGGCAUGCAUCAGCAGCAAGACCUGGAACAGGACCCAGAUGGAACAUCAUGCGACGCAAACUCCUCAGAGUUGGAUGUCACGUCUAUCACUGCGAGUGAGCUGUCGAUAUACUGUGCCUCAUUGAAGAAACCAAAGAAGAGUAGAUCGAAAGAGGAAAGGCAGCUGCGCGAUCUUGGGAUGUGGCAAGCGAGCAACAUUGAGGUUAUGCAGAACCUGCUCAGCAGAAGCGGGACGCUAGACGAACAAAUAAAGUGGGAGGCCAUCGCGACCGCCCGGGGACUUUGCACAUUAACUGACAGCUGCACAUGCCACGACUGCACCACCGCGAAGUACCUCGCCGGCGUCACCGACGGGGACGGAGGCCUGGGCGCUGCGCCCCUUUUUGGUGCGAUCGUCGGUUGCCAGAUACAGUGA
Parnassius mnemosyne (clouded apollo) is the source of this 714-nucleotide messenger RNA. The record is from the annotation of a GenBank genome assembly. Lineage: Eukaryota; Metazoa; Arthropoda; Insecta; Lepidoptera; Papilionidae.